This is a messenger RNA of Humulus lupulus (European hop), 2809 nucleotides long. Its product is annotated as protein FAR1-RELATED SEQUENCE 5-like. Bases 44 to 1720 code for a protein of 558 amino acids. Gene Ontology annotation, molecular function: zinc ion binding. The record is from RefSeq and is a predicted model, not a curated record. NCBI's taxonomy places the organism in Eukaryota, Viridiplantae, Streptophyta, Magnoliopsida, Rosales, Cannabaceae. The transcript is spliced from 3 exons.
UAAGGACAAAAAGCUCUUAAAAUUUGCUCUAUGUUAUUAUGCUAUGAUCCACAACUUCCAAUUCAAGACAAAAAGAUCUGAACCAAGAGAGUACCUGGUAACCUGUGUGGAUGACAAUUGUAACUGGUUACUUAGAGCUUCAAAGUUCAGGAAAACAGAAACAUUUAAAAUCAGAAAGUAUGUAAAAACUCACACCUGCUCCUUGGAUAUCAUUAUGGAAGACCACAGGCAGGCUAAUUGCAAUGUCAUUGGGGAACUAAUAAAAUCAAAAUACAUGUCAAUAAAGAGAGUACACACACCACAUGACAUAAUCAACGACAUGCUAGAUGAUUUUGGUGUUUCAAUGGGGUACCAAAAAGCCUGGAGAGCAAGAGAAAAAGCUUUAGAAUUGGCAAGGGGAAACCAAGAUGAUUCAUACCAAAAACUUCCCAUCUACCUUCACAUGCUAAAAGUAUCGAACCCAGGUACAAUUACACACCUGGUUACAGACAAUACAGAUCACUUCAAAUAUAUGUACCUAGCAUUUGCAAAUUCCAUCAAAGGAUGGAAACACUGUAGGCCAGUCAUUGUGAUAGAUGGAACUUACUUGAAGACAUCAUUUGGGGGAACUUUAUUCACUGCUUCAACAAUUGAUGCUAACAACAACAUAUUCCCAUUAGCCUUUGGAAUUGGAGACUCUGAAAAUGAUUCAUCAUGGUUAUGGUUUUUCACAAAGCUAAAGGAGACAUAUGGAGAAAGAGAAGGUAUGGCAAUCAUUUCAGACAGGCAUAAAAGCAUAGAAAAUGCUAUAGACCAUGUAUACCCAAAAGCUUUCCAUGGAGCAUGCAUAUUCCACCUGUUAAACAACAUCAAAGUCAAUUUUGGUGUCCAUGGGGAGGACCUAAACCUAAACUUUGUCAAAGCAGCAAAGGCAUACAGGGUACAAUCAUUUGAGCAUUACAUGCAUGAAAUAGACAAGAUUGACACACGCAUAAGACCGUAUUUACAAAAAAUUGGAUAUUCAACUUGGUCUAGAUGCCAUGCUCCAACAAGAAGAUAUACAAUGAUGACAUCAAAUAUAGCUGAAUCAAUAAAUGCUGCAUUGAAAGCUGCAAGAACGCUGCCAAUCACUACAAUGAUGGAGGGCCUUCGAAGUUUAGUUCAAAAAUGGGUAUGGAAAAAUGGUAACAAAGCAAACGGAACAUUCACACAAGUAACAACAGAUACUGAAACUGUGCUUAGAGAAAACUUUAUUCGUGCCAUUAAAUUUCAGGUCUUCCCAGUAAACACUAUACUGUACCAAGUUGUGGUUGAACAGAAAGGAAAUUUUUUGGUCAACCUAAUGGAGAAAACAUGUGAAUGCAAAAGAUUCCAACAAGACGAAAUACCGUGUGCACAUGCAAUAGCAGUAUUCGCCAAAACACGGCUGAAAACAUAUGAUUAUGUUGCUGAUUACUACAAAACUACAACUAUGAAAGCAACAUAUGACUCAACUGUUCAUCCAUUGCCAAAUGAAGGCGAAUGGACACUGCCAGAGACUUUAAACAUAAUUGUCCUACCACCAAAAUCAAGAAAACCACCAGGCCGCCCUAGAAGGAAAAGAAUCAGAUCUAGAGGAGAACCAAAGGUGCAAAUAAAAUGUGGAAGAUGCGCACAGCAAGGGCAUAACAGAAAAACAUGCAGGAAUGAACCAAUCCCAAAGCUGCGAAACACAACAAAGUCAAAGAAAAUAGACAAAUAAUUUUCUAAAGAAUAGAUAUACUACAAUUUCAAUAUUUUCAUUUCAUGUAAUAAAAUUGUAUCCUAAUGUUUUCUACUUCAAUAAAAGUACAAACUUUUUAAACAUUUUACAUUUUAUAAACUUGAUACUCAACUUCAUGGUUCCAAACACAAAGAUAUUCCAAAUCUGGAUACUCAAGUACCUGGUUACAACACAUAUUAUAGAAAGAAAAAAAGACAGAUACUAUAAGUAAAUUUAACAAACAACUACAUAUACAUGUAACCAACGAUUUAAAAACCUAAUUAUAAAACCACAAAUCUUUCACAAAAAACAAAAAAACAUAAAAUAUUAUAAACUUGAUACUCAACUUCUAGGUUCCAACACAAGAUAUUCAAAAACUGAAAAUUCAAGUACCUGGUUACAACACAUAAAAAUAUAAAAAACAAAAAGCAAUCACUAUAAGAAAUUUUAACAAACAACUAUAUAUUAAUAAAACCAACUACUUUAAAAACCUAGUUAUAUAAUCAGAAUUCGUUCACACAAAAAAAAAACAACAAACAUAAAAAAAUAAAAUAUAAUUUAAAAAAUAGAAAUAAAAACUAAAGAAACAGUAACCAGUUACCUGAAACAUAUAGCUUUUACAAUCUAACACAGAAGUAACCGGUUACACCAUCUUCAUACAAUAAUAAUUGAAACCUAUAUGAAAAAAAAAACAUGUACAUCACAAUAUCUUCACACUUUAAAAAAAAAAAAAAAAAACUCCAACACUAUUGAAUAAAAAAACAUACACAUUAAAAUAAUAUACAUUAAAAAAAACUUUAUAUUAAGCCAAAAGUUGAAACCAAUUCUUUACAUUGACCAAAAAAAAAAAAAAAAACCAUACAUAAGUCCAGUACUAAAACAGUACCCAGUUACAAACCACAACUUCACUAUUAAACAACGAAAGAAAAAAAAGACAUGGUCGUUAAUACAGCUAAAAAAAAAAAUAAACUCCAACAUUUCUACUUAUAAUUCCUCCUUCUCUUUGAUUUCUUUGAUGGACCAUCAUCUUCUGUCUUGUACCCACCAAUCUGCUUCUUUUUUGCAUGACUAUAGAAGUUAAUGGCAAGA